This is a messenger RNA of Fundulus heteroclitus (mummichog), 3245 nucleotides long. It is a transcript of the gene ldlrb, whose product is annotated as low density lipoprotein receptor b. Lineage: Eukaryota; Metazoa; Chordata; Actinopteri; Cyprinodontiformes; Fundulidae. The record is from RefSeq and is a predicted model, not a curated record. Bases 159 to 2744 code for a protein of 861 amino acids. The transcript has 18 exons. Gene Ontology annotation, molecular function: protein binding; calcium ion binding.
AGAGGAUUUUUUACCGGCACCCGGUUCCGUUCGGCCGCACCCUGACCCAGACUCCUGGACCUGCAGACCUCCGCGCUGGGACCUCGGUUCUCUCCUCCAUCUCCAGGCUGCGCUCUCAGCUCUUCUUCUUUCUACUGAGGGACACAUAAGGACAGGACAUGACUGCGGUGUGGAAGGGACUGUCCACAUGCUGGUGUCUGUUGAUGCUGAUUCACUGUCUGGCUCUAACAGAUGCAGCUUUCACAUGUAGCUCUUCUCAGUUCAAGUGUGGAAACGGCCGAUGCGUCACCCGCAGGUGGAUCUGUGACGGAACCGACGACUGUGGCGAUGGGAGCGACGAACUGACAGCUGUGUGCUCGGCUAAAACCUGCAUGGCAUCCCAGUUCAACUGUGGGGCUCCAUUAAACCAGUGUAUACCAAAGAGCUGGCAUUGUGACGGCAAAGCUGACUGCAGCAACGGGGCUGAUGAGAAGAACUGCACCCUAAAAGAAUGCAAGGCCGAGGAGUUUCGCUGCAGCAACGGCCAGUGCGUAUCCAAGGCCUUCGUUUGUGACAAAGAAAACGACUGCACUGACGGCUCAGACGAGGUGGCCUGUCCCAAGCCCACCUGCAGCCCUCGGAACUUCCAGUGCAACAACUCCGUGUGUGUGCCAUUGAUGUGGAAAUGCGACGGGGACAGGGACUGUCUGGACGGGUCCGACGAGUGGCCGGAGAACUGUGAGGGGAAGCCGACAGAGAAGCCGCAGCCGCUGUGCCGUGCCGAUGAGCUCCAGUGUGCGAACGGGGAAUGUAUUCCCGGCAAAUGGCGGUGUGACGGCGCUCCGGAUUGCCCGGAUGGCUCUGACGAAUACAACUGCAGCAGGCCGGCAUGUGGUCGAGGCGAAUUCCGGUGUGACAACGGCAGAUGUAUCGCCGAGAACCUGAAGUGUAACUCGGCGAACGACUGCGGAGACGAGAGCGAUGAGAAGGGCUGCCAGAGAGGUCACGUGUGCGAAGGCCCUGGCAACUUCACGUGCGGCGGCGGGGAGUGCAUCAGCGCUGACAAAGUGUGCGACUCAAAGAGGGACUGCAGCGACGGGUCUGAUGAACCACUUGAGUGUGGCAGAAACGAGUGUUUAGCAGCAAACGGCGGCUGUUCCCAUCAGUGCAAUGACCUGAAGGUUGGCUACAGCUGCUCCUGCCCCGCUGGAUACAGGCUUAAGAGUGACAACAAAACCUGUGAAGACAUCGAUGAGUGUGAGGUCCCAGACACCUGCAGUCAGAUUUGCAUCAACCUGGCCGGAAGUUACAAGUGUGACUGCGACGAGGGGUAUAAGAUCGAUCCAGUGAGCAACACGUGCAAGGCUGAAUCAGGGACCGUGGCCACGCUCUUCUUCACCACCAAGCACGAGGUCAGGGAGCUCGCUGUGGACCGCAGCGAGUAUGUCCAACUGAUCCCGGAGCUGAAAAACGCUUUGGCUCUGGAUCUGGACAUGUUGCAGAAGAGGAUCUACUGGUCGGACCGGUCUCUGAAGAAAAUCUUCAGCUCAAAUAUAGAAAAGGCGGGCAAUUCUGCUAAUCACGUGGAGGUAAUUCAAAGCGGGAUUGAAGCCCCAGAAGGCCUUGCGGUGGAUUGGAUCCAUGGCAACAUCUACUGGACUGACAGCACCCUGAAGACCAUCUCUGUGGCGACUACAGUGGGGGAUAAGAGGAAGACCCUGAUCAGUGAGAAACUUGGGAGGCCCAGAGCCAUCACAGUCGACCCAGAAAACAACUUUAUGUACUGGACCGACUGGGGCGAGGAGCCUAAGAUCGAGAAGUGUGGACUGAACGGAGCCGGCCGUGUUGCCCUGGUGAAAGACAACAUUCAAUGGCCCAACGGCAUCACCCUCGAUAUGGUCAGCCAGCGCCUGUACUGGGUCGACGCCAAGCUGCACGCCAUCUUCAGCAUCGACGUGAACGGAGGGUCCCGACACACGGUCAUGGUCAGCGAGGAGAAGAUCCGACAUCCCUUCUCGCUGGCUGUCUUUGAGGAGAAGGUGUUUUGGACAGAAACCAUCCGAGGUGUCGUUUCCAGCGCCAACCGCCUGACGGGAAAGGACAUCAACGAGCUGGCGACUGAUCUGCAGCAUCCAGAAGACAUCGUGCUUUACCACAACCUCAAGCAGCCAAUCGGCAUAAACUGGUGCAGAGAAGGCAACAGCAUGAAUGGAGGUUGUGAGUUCCUCUGCCUUCCCGCUCCUCUGCUCGGCGGGGGCUCUCCUAAGUACACCUGUGCCUGUCCAGACGACAAGGUCCUGGCCCCAGACAUGAGGAAAUGUGUGGCAGGUACGCCCCCUGCCAAGAACAGGACUGACCUACCUGCAAUGGGCAAAACGACCCCCGGCCAACCAGCUACACCUAGAACCACCGGAGCUGCUGGGAUGCCCAAAACGAGCUCGUCUGUCCAGUCCAAAGAGGCCACGGAGAAUCCCGCUGGCACUGCUCAAGUGUUCCGACAUGCCCUGAUGCCCGAAGAAGCUCCCCCAUCUCACCCUGUUGCUCUCUACGUUGUUCUGCCGCUCGUGGUCAUCGCUGGGCUGGUGUUUGGAGCGGUGCUGUUUUGGAGAAACUGGCACAGGAAGAACACCAACACCAUCCACUUCGCCAACCCCGUGUACCAGAAGACCACCGAGGACGAGAUGCACAUCUGCAGGAACGGCUCGGACGGCUUCGUCUACCCUGAGAGGCAGGUGGUGAACAUGGACGACACGGAUAUUCUAUGAUCUGAAGAACCUUAACUGGAAGUUUUCUGCUCCUCUGAAGAAACCCGACCGGCUGCUUCACCCCCCCCCCUCCCCCCGUGACCUCCGUCUGUGUUCUGUUCUCAGCACUGUGCCGUCCAAGCCUGCUAAAGAGCUUCUCUUAAACUCUAGCACGGCAAACACAAGCAUGAGUACAGCCAGAACACUUUUCUGUCCUCCCUGAAUGAAAAAGCAACGCACGGUGUCAGAAGAUGACGCUAAUCUGGGGGCUAUGACUCUUUUGAUGCUCGAUAAACGUGCUCGGUAACACAAACAAGAACACUGAAAUGGGUCCUCCUCAUCUUGCCCCUCCACCAUUUCAUACUUUUGCAGUUAUGGCUGGUACGCACCCGACUUUUGGGUUUAGGGAGGAGCUGUUUUCCACGGUACGCUUCCUUUUGAAUGUAUCAGUUUGUCAACGACCAAUAGUUUCCUUUAAAUCAUUUAUUUUCACAAUCUACUCCUAGUUUCCUAUAAGUAAGU